Messenger RNA from Ceraceosorus bombacis, 2290 nucleotides. The record is from the annotation of a GenBank genome assembly. Lineage: Eukaryota; Fungi; Basidiomycota; Exobasidiomycetes; Ceraceosorales; Ceraceosoraceae.
AUGCGGCUCCCAUUCCAGUGCCUCUCCCCAUCUUACCUUUGCCGAUCGGACCUCGCUAUAGACUCCACCCUCGAGCCAGAACAGGUGUUCAAGGAGCGCAGCCUUAUGGUUCCCGUGCUCGCAGCUAUGGAGCCCACCUACGAGCCCCACGACGUGUCUCCCUCGACCAAAACCACAUCGCUAGAGUGGAACGUUGACGAGCACGACUGUAGCCGCAGCACCAACUACGCUUGGUCCUCGCACACUAACACUCGCAAUCCCGUCGAGCUUGUGCGCACUUUCACAGGCACUUUUCGAAAAUGUCAAGUAAAGACACGUCGAGUCGCCCUGGCGCCUCGACUUCCAAUGGCGUCCAAAUCUCCUAGAAAGGGACUAGACUUGCUCGCUAAUUGGCAUUUCGCUUUUUCCGAAGCGAAGGAUAGUUGGACUACGUGCAAUUGGUCGGCCCAGAACAGUCCGCUAUCUCUAGAUGAGAAGCAUGACACGUUUCUCCGAGACGAUUACAUUGCCAAGGUGAGCCAGAAGGCAAGAGUUGCCGACAGCGUCAAGUCUGGUGCUGAUGCAGACACCGCCCCUAUAGGGCGAGCCGCAUCCGCGUACCCAAACGCACGUACCGUGCGUUCAGUGCACAAGGAGCCGUGUAGCGUUCAAGACGGAUGUACCUUCAAACGAAAAGUCAGAGCCACCUCAUUCUGCUAGCGUGUCCAUUGAUGGGGAUGCCUGCAGUUGCAAAGACGCUGUUGCUCUUCUUCAUCGAGACGCCGACUGGCUUGAAACUGCAUCUCCAGCUCUGCCGAGCUCCACCGCCGCCCCGUCCAAAGGUAUUGGUCUCUUGCGCACACUCAGCAAGAAGAUGCCCUGGUUUGUUUCAGAUCGUGCAACUAUGCGUCAGGCAGCAAGACGAGCAUCCCAAGCGAGUGGCCAGAAGGGUCAACCUACUCGGACGACGACGCCACGUCAGGCGCGCGACGCCAUCGAACUCGAUGAGCCGCGCGCUCUGUGUCAGUCUCCGCUUGGUGAGCCGCCAAUGCCAGACCACCUUCCGACGACCAAAACGCCGUCCCUAUACAUCGGCAACGGACCUCGUCCAUUGAGCCUGCUGCUCGACGUUUGCGACAACGCCGACACCCAAAGUCUCACAUCAACAGGGCCGACCAGUUUCUCGAGCUCAUCAUGCCAGUUCGAAGAGCAGGUGCACGGCAGUGUCUGCGCACUUGCGCACGAUAGCCUGCCCGGUGCUUUGUCAAAGGGACCUAUCGUACGGAGCAUCGACGUCAAAGCCCAAGCGAUGCGCCGCCAACGCCCUUCCCUGUCGCUGGUUCUCAAAGAACAACACGCUUCUCGAACCUUUUCGGAACCGCUUUUGCGAACGUCGACUCAUUGCACUACACCCGUCCGGCGCUUGACGGUUCGCAAUGGAGUUGCCUCAGCCUCGUCCCCUGCCUCUCUCUCGUCUUUCGACCAUGCGCAAGACGCUGCGAACACUGACUCGAGUCCUACGACUUUCGAGGAUGGUCACCGACUCAUCUCUGCUCCUCCAGGCACCGAGAAUUGGCGACCUUUCCCGCUAGCCGACAUUCACAAAGCUGACAGCGAUACCUUUGAUAGCGAAUCUACACUUCGCUAUCAAGAUCACUGCCCCAUCUCUAGCCCCAUUACACCACGCGCAAGGUGCGAAGGACUGCGUAGCAGCUCCACUUUGCCACACAGGGCGGCUUUAAGAGCAGAGCACGACGUGCCACCGCCACUGAUGGGCUCGACUUGGGGGGCGGGAGCCUAUGCCAAUAAGAAUGUCUCAGACUCUUCGUCUUCCAAUUUCCUAAAUAUGCGCCUGCUGCGCAUGAAUAGAGGAGGCCUGGAACAAUGGUCCUCCUUGACCAGUGCUCCAUUCCCAUUCCAGCCUUCCGAAAGCCCAUCUCACCUCGGCCUCAACAUACACACCACCGCUACUGCGCCCGCAGCUAAAAGGGCCAAUUCAUUUAGCUCUCUCGGCCGUCGUUUCCCCACAAACACCUUCUCUUCCCAACAUCGGCUUUCCACCUUCGCAUUCACAUCUCCCGGCUUUUCCGUCUCUCCUUCUGCUUCUGCUCCUUCGCCCUCGUUCCAGAUCCUGGAACGAAGAGCGACUGCUCCAUGCAGACAUGCAAAGUGCACAACUACCUCCUGCACGCCCAGUGAUGAAUGGAGCAGCAGCGUAUUGACUGCUGUACCUCCUACGCCCAUUGCGGCGCAGCACGACGCUGAUGCCGAUGCCGAUGCCGAUGCUGGUUUUUGCUCGCGCGACGAUUAG